Molecule: messenger RNA, 1315 nt
Organism: Pan troglodytes (chimpanzee)
Lineage: Eukaryota; Metazoa; Chordata; Mammalia; Primates; Hominidae
Gene: RAMAC
Product: RNA guanine-7 methyltransferase activating subunit
Exons: 5
Coding region: 348-704 (118 amino acids)
Biological process (GO): RNA 5'-cap (guanine-N7)-methylation
Cellular component (GO): mRNA capping enzyme complex
Molecular function (GO): RNA binding
Source: RefSeq, a predicted model, not a curated record
ACCCUCAACUUUAGCCCGCCGGAAGCGGAAGUCAGGUGGUUGUCGGAUUUUAGAGGAAGGCGCUCCGUUACAUUGGAGAACUGGAGUGGUCUGGAGUUCCACGGUGUAGUGGGCCAGAGGCCACCUCUCCUGGGCUUCUCAGUGUCUCGCCGGCGAGGUUCGGCCUGAGCUGGAUAGACAUAGCCCUUGGCGGGAGAGACGAGGUUUCACCGUGUUAGCCAGGCUGGUCUCGAUCUCUUGACUUCGUGAUCCGCCCGCCUCGGCCUCCCAAAGUGUUGGGAUUACAGAGAUUUAAACAACCUAAACAUUAAGCAAUACAGCUGCCUCAAACCUUUGGGAUUUUCAGAAUGACUGACACUGCCGAAGCUGUUCCAAAUUUUGAAGAGAUGUUUGCUAGUAGAUUCACAGAAAAUGACAAGGAGUAUCAGGAAUACCUGAAACGCCCUCCUGAGUCUCCUCCAAUUGUUGAGGAAUGGAAUAGCAGAGCUGGUGGGAACCAAAGAAACAGAGGCAAUCGGUUGCAAGACAACAGACAGUUCAGAGGCAGGGACAACAGAUGGGGGUGGCCAAGUGACAAUCGAUCCAAUCAGUGGCAUGGACGAUCCUGGGGUAACAAUUACCCGCAACACAGACAAGAACCUUACUAUCCCCAGCAAUAUGGACAUUAUGGUUACAACCAGCGGCCUCCUUACGGUUACUACUGAUAGAAAUGUUGGCAGCUUUUAGUAAAAGCAUUUACUCUGUUACCAUGAGAAAAGUUUGGGUGUCUUCUGUUGGUCAUAGUUUUACAUCUGAUUUUACAGAAUGGAUUAUUGAUUUUUUGGAAGUUGAGACUUUAAAAAAAAUAGAUCUUACUUGCGAAAUGUGAUGGUUGCUGGGAAUACCUGAAAUUGUGGAUUAUAUUGCUUGACUUCUACCUCAGAAUCUUCUUUGUUUCAUGACUUAAUAGUGCUUUAAGUUUGGUAUAUUAUUUGACCUCUAGGAAUUCUUUGUUUUACACAGAAAUAAAAAUUUUAAAAUAGAAAAUGCUUUUACUUUGUAAGGUAAGAGAGUAUCCAUAUGCUUAGAUGUGCUUGUUUCUAAAAUUCUAGAGGUUGAUAUAAUCAGCUCAUGAAUGCACAGCUAUGCUUUUUGUGAUAGAUUGUAUAUAACAUCAGCAGUUGAAAGGUAAAACAAUUGCUUUUUUUUUUUUUUUUUUGCUUUUGUUAAGUGACUAUGGUACUUUGUGAUUCCUUAAUCUAUAGAUGAGUCAGCUCCACACUUGAGUCUCUUUUUAGAGGGAAAUCAGUAAUAAAGCUGUAAAAUAAGGAAGGAA